AUGAAUAUGCUUAAAGCAUUUGUUGAACUAAAUUGGGAUAUAGAUAUAAAGAUAUUUGCUCAAUGUCAAGGGUACCGAACAGAUAAUCAACUAGAAUAUUUUCAAAAAUGUAUUGACCACCAUAAGGCAUGGGACUCAAUAUGUAAUAUAUAUCGAUAUUCGAUGGCAUCAGAAUUAAUAUGGCCAUAUGUUCUAAACCAUAACAACCCAACACCUAAUGGAUACUUAGAAUGGGCUAAGGCACAAACUAGUGAAACAUAUAAAUUAAAAUUUGAACAGGCUAUUGUUAACUUUCGCACUGGAGUUCGAACCAACCAAUCUUUAUUACGAAACGCAGCCCGACGCCAAUUUGCUCCAAUUUGGUCAGCUAGGCGUCAUCCGAUUUACAAAUUAUUAGAAGUAUCAUAUGAAGAAACUUUAUUAAAUUUAAAACCUCAAAUUCGUGAAAAUAUUGAAAAUUUCUCGGUAUUAUCUCGAUCAGGGCUUCAAAAUCAGCACCAAGGACUUGAUGCCAUAAUAGAAGAGAUUAAUAAAGCCUUAAAAUCCCUAAUUCCUCCAGUACCAUCGCAACAUCACUGGGAAAUUGCUGCAAGAAACUAUGUAAAUUUUUUAAAGGAUAAUGAGAAUUCAGAACAACGAACUCAGCCUAAUUCUUAUAUGGAACAACAACGUUUUCGUACAUAUCUAAGGAAAAAACAGUUCUUGAAUCCAACAAAAAUGAAUAGUGCAUUUACUAAUUUAGACGGUGAAAUUAAUUUGAGUGAAGAAAUGAAGUCAUUUAGUGUACUCACACAAGAAAAAAGACAAGUAUUUAUUAAACAUACCUUAAUGCAAAAUACUAGUAUUGAUACUUGGCGAGCAAUUCCAGUAACGGAGCAGGAGGCCGAAAUAAUGAAAAAUGAAAGCACAAUGAGAAAAGAAGAGCUUAUUUCAGUUAUCAAUUCAAUACUUAUAUCACUUCCUGAAACACAAUGCUCGAAGUAUACUAAUUUAAAAAAUAAGACAAAAACUAUACUAUUAACAAUCUUGCAAGAAAUACGAGGCUUAAAUAAUGCUGAAGAUGCUAUUGAUGAAGAAAAUGAAGAUAAAGAGCUUAUAGAUGAAGAAAUGAUAUAA
Molecule: messenger RNA, 1116 nt
Organism: Scutellospora calospora
Lineage: Eukaryota; Fungi; Glomeromycota; Glomeromycetes; Diversisporales; Gigasporaceae
Source: the annotation of a GenBank genome assembly